AUCCAUUUACUAAAUAUCAUUAGGAAUUUGCUUUACAAUAUUUGUGUUUGUGUGUAUUCAAUCGUUGCCUGUGAGGUGAGACUUUGAGUCAGUGUGACUUUACGGCUUUUGUGUUUGCCAGUGUCUCAGCAAUUAGCAUGUGAUAAAACAGGCAGAUCCCCCCGCCCCUCUGCUCUGGUGCUGUGGAUGAAAACAGAUCAGAUAUUCUCCCUGCAGCUGCACCUGCUCCCCCCGCCUAUAACCGUUGUUUUGAUAUAAAGCUGAGUGUAAAAAAAUACAUCUUUAUCUCGCACGUUGAACAGCAGGCUUCCCAGAACGUUCUUUACUUCUUCAAAAUUCUCCGCGUGUUUUGCAGUUCUUCUGGCAAAAUGGUUCUUCAUGAAUCCUGAGUGUGCAUCAGUGAGGACGUGUUAUCUGCCGGCUGGUUCAUAAAUCAGUUUCCAAGCGCACAAUGAAAAGGGCGGUGUCACUGACAAAAAAAAGACGGAAAAUGAUUGUGUGGAAUGAAUUUCUCCGAUGUGAGUGAGCAGAUGAAACUGAUCUCUGUGUGUGGGCGCGUACACGUACUGUACGUAUGUAGAAUGAUGAUAAAAGUCUCGGGGUUGAGCUGUCUUUUAGGAGCUUAUCGUGUUUUUCGAUGGUGCACGAUCGGAGGUGCUGAAAUGCAGCCAGCAUCGUUUGAGAGUGCCUCCCCCCUCUCCUUUUGCACACACAGAGAGAGAGAGAGAGAGAGGUAGAGAGACCAAAAAAGAGGCGUCAGUGAAAGGAAUCAGCUUCGCCAGGAAGACAGAGGAAAAACAUUACAGAAACAGACAAAGGAAAAAAUGGAAGCCCAGGCGCAAAUUCACUGUUCACAUGCACCAGGAGGGAUGCGGUGGUCGUGAUGCUCAUAGUCGGAGAUUUGCACGGACUAUUCCCUCGGUUUAAUGAGGCGGGUGGGGACGCACAGUGAGCUGAAAAGGCGGAAAGAUCACCCGUCUGCAAAUCCUGCCUGCCUGCGAUGGCUCUGACUGCGCGAUGCUGUAACAGUGUGAAGGAGAAUGUACAUUUUUCUGUAUAUUUGGUUAUUUUCGUACUGAGUGGCCUUACUAAUGCACAAAUUAGAUACUCCAUUCCGGAGGAGCUGGAAAACGGGGCAGUGGUCGGUGACAUUGUCCGGGAUUUGGGUCUGGACCUGAGAAAACUUUCCACCCGACGCAUCAGAAUCACGUCGGACAGUGGACGCAGAUAUUUCUCCAUCAAUCACAAAACUGGGAAGCUGGUGGUGAGUGACCGCAUUGACCGAGAGUCCGUUUGCGAAUUUAGUGGCACCUGUUCACAUAAUCUGGAGGUCGUAUUAGAGAAUCCACUUGAGGUGCACAAUGUGGAGGUGGAGAUCUUGGACGUCAACGACAACACACCACAGUUCCCUCGAGAUGAGUAUCAGCUCGAGGUGUCAGAGUCCGCCCUCACCGGGUCGCGUUACCACAUUGAGGGAGCUCAGGACGCAGACGAGGGCUCAAACUCCGUGAAGCAGUACAGACUCAGCCCAAACGACCACCUAACUCUCGACUCCAUUAAGCUAUUUUCCAAUGGUAAGCACAUUGAGCUGAUUCUCAAAAAGCCAUUUGACCGUGAAAAGAUUCCCUCUCAUCAGCUAAUCCUUACAGCAGUUGAUGGAGGCACCCCCCAAAAAACUGGCACGGCCAAAAUCAACGUACGUAUCCUCGAUGCCAAUGACAACGUUCCUGCGUUUGACAGCUCUGUAUAUAAAGUGAAACUGUCUGAAAACUCUCCAACUGGCGCACUUGUUAUCAAGCUCAAUGCAACAGACCCUGAUGAGGGCUCAAACGGGGAAGUUUUUUAUUCCUUCAGCAGUUACACACCAGAGAGAGUAAGACAGAUGUUUUCAAUGGACACAGAUACAGGAGAAAUUAGAGUGAAAAACAAUAUAGACUUUGAGGAGACAAAUUCGUAUGAAAUGUACAUUCAAGCAAUGGACAAAGGACCAGCUCCUGUGGCAGUGCACUGUAAAGUAGUUGUAGAAGUUUUGGAUGUCAAUGACAACAUUCCUGAGAUUGUACUGUCCUCUCUCUCCAGCCCUGUGCGUGAAGAUGCCCGGGCAGACACAGUUGUGGCAUUGAUCAGCAUGAAUGACCGUGACUCUGGACCAAACAAACAAGUAACCCUAGAGAUCAUGCCCAACUUGCCCUUUAAGAUAAAACCUUUCCGAAAUCACUAUACCAUCGUCACGGCCGCCUUCUUGGACCGAGAGACCAUCUCAUCCUACAACGUCACUGUCAAUGCUGUGGAUGGCGGAACUCCACCAUUGUCAUCUCAGAUGACCUUCAAGGUGGAUGUGGCAGAUGUAAAUGAUAACCCACCUCGGUUUGAACAGACCUCAUAUACUGUUUACAUCACAGAGAACAAUGCCCCAGGUGCAUCCCUUUGUAUCGUUAAAGUCACAGACGCUGAUACUGGAGAAAAUGCACGCAUCACCUAUACUGUCCUCAAUGACAACAACCAUGGGAUCCCUGUAUCCAGCUAUGUCAGCAUCAAACCUGAUACUGGCGAGGCCUAUGCCCUUCGAGCCUUUGAUUUUGAAAAGCUGAGAGAGUUUCAUUUUCAAAUCAAAGCCCAGGACAAUGGAGUGCCUCCUCUCAGCCGUGUAGCUACUGUGUAUGUUUACAUUAUGGAUCAGAAUGACCAUGUGCCCAAGAUAGUCUACCCACCUGCCAAUGGGAGCCACACCAUAGAACUGCUGAUGAAGAAUGCUGAGGCAGGAGUGUUGGUUAGCAAGGUGACAGCUUGGGAUAGUGAUGCGGGGCAGAAUGCAUGGCUUCUUUAUUCCCUGCAACAGACUAACACGGACCUUGAUCUGUUCAAGGUGCACGAGUACACAGGUGAGAUCCGCACCACAAGGCGGGUCAUUGAGGACAACUCCACUUCCUUUGUUCUGACAGUGUUAGUGCGCGAUAAUGGUCUACCAGAACUUUCCUCUACUGCCACCAUCCAUGUGCACGUGAUGGAGUUACCCCCAAAGUUAGCCCCCGACCCCAAGCGCAUCAUCAGACCUGACAGCCCUUUAAUGUUUUCCAAUAUCACCAUCUACCUCAUCAUUGCCCUGAGUGCCACAACCUUCGUUUUCUUGGUCACUGUCUGUGUGCUGGCCAUUGUGCGUUGCCAUGCCUACUGUACCCAGCCUGGCUCCUGCUCCCCAUGUUGUGUAUCCAAGAAGAGUGUCCCUGAGGGGGGCACCGCAGCAGGUGCUGCAGGUGGCGCAAGGGCUGCAAGUGGAGGAGGUGGCGGGCAGCAGCAGCCAAGCGACAAUGUGGCCCUGCGGCGUGACCUCAAAGUAGAGCCGCAUUAUAUUGAAGUGCGGGGAAAUGGGUCUUUGACCAAAACCUACUGUUACAAGACAUGCCUGACUGCGACGUCAGGAAGUGACACGUUUAUGUUCUACAACACAGGACGACCUCAUAGUGGCACGUGGGGCUCGGGCUACGUCACCAGCCACAGCGGCCAGAGCCAGUUAUUUGUACGACGUCUCAGUAUGCCAGAUGCAACUGCCAUUCAGCCCAAGGCGCCAAAUGCAGACUGGAGAUAUUCAGCCUCCCUGAGAGCAGGAGGAGUAAUGCAAAGCUCAGUGCACAUGGAGGAGUCCUCAGUAAUGCAAGGAGCCCAGGGUGUCCUGGUUCAGAACUGGCCUACUGUAUCCAGUGCUGCUGGCAUGUUGGAAUACGGGCAAGGAUUGACCAGAGUUACAAAGGCUGUGGCCACCACACUACAAACUGAUGGUGAGGGAGGAGAAGUGUCCCCUCCAAUGGGUGCUGGUGUAGACAGCAACAGUUGGCACUUUCGCUAUGGCCCUGGUGGACCUGGUGCGCCCCCGCAACACCUGAAGCCUGGCGAGGUUCCCCCAGAAGCCUUCAUCAUCCCUGGCUCCCCAGCCAUAAUAUCCAUCAGACAGAACCAAGGAGGAGAGGACGACAAGAGUGACUUCAUCACCUUCGGAAAGAAAGAGGAGGCCAAGAAGAAGAAAAAGAAGAAGAAGGAGAAGGAAAAGAAAGACAAGAAGGAUAAGGGAAAGGAUGAUGGAGAUGAGUAGAGAAGCAGGAGGAGAAAAUAGCAAAGAAGAAAUGGGUGCUGUUAAAACAGAGGUACCAACCAAAGUCCACUGGGCAAAAAGAAAUUGUGCAAACAAUAAAAGAUAUAUAAAUUUAAUUUUAUUACCUAAUUCCACUGAUAGCAUUCUAAGCGCCUACUGUUAUGAACCUGGCCUUAUCAAGAAUUACUUUACCUUCAGUCCCUUGCUGAGGUAAAUUGUUGAUCUUGACUUGAUAAACAAUAAAAUUAUUGAUUUUGCUCCACCCCCUACGUGCCUAUACACGUUGAGUCAACUCCGGUCCAUCCUUUCUAGUCAGGAUGGACCACACUUUUACCCUUGAUUUUUUUGUCUCCUGUAACCCACUAGGCAUGUUGGCACCUCUGUCUUACCCCCUCCCCAACUAUGAUGUGUAAACCAUUCUCUCAGAGAAGAGACAAAUACUUUGUACAAGAACAACUAAAAGCUCUGUGCCAGCCUAGGAAAAGAAGAAUGACGCAGAAGAUGAGACAGAUCUAUGCGAUCUGGAGCUGGACACAAACACACACUACUUGUAAAUAGCACAGAUGAGAAUCGCUGAAACUAAGGCUAACAUGACACUGCUGCAGAUUCCUCUGGUAAUUACCAACAGUGUUUCCUAAGAUCGCAAAGAAACCAGAUGCACACACACACACACACGCAUGCUCACACACAUCAGAAACAUGCAAACACAGGACCACUCACAUGUCAUGGCAAAGAUGACACAAGAAGCGCUUGACAGAAGGAGAGAAGUACAAAAAAAAGAGAGGAACAAUUGACAUCAAAGUAAUGUGCUUAAACCAAGACACUGCAAGCUUUUUGCCCUGCACAGUCACCAAUGUGGUGAACGUGUGUAAAUCAACACUCUCAGGAUGGAAGCAGCAUCCUUUGAAAUCAUUCUGUAUGCUCACUGCAUUUGACGGACACAGAGCUUCAUCUCCAGCCAGAACCCCCAACAGAAGAAUGCAGAGAGCCUGGAAAGAUGGAAAUGGGAAGUUGCCUCACAUUCUCCUGAGGGGAAGAGUCCAGUUGAGCUGGCUUGUGAGUCUGCUUGUGGUCAGUGGACUCUGAUGAAACCAAAUGCAGAAUAUUCAGAGUCUAGAGAUUUUGAUAACACCUUAUCUUCUUACCCAUCCCUGCUGCAGCAAAAGCCUAACGCUUUUUGCUUUGAAUGUUUGGUAGCAUAUAGUCCUUACCUGUUUCCUUGAGUUUACAACUGCUCACCUGCUUGUACUUGCCCCAGAUUGCCAGAAGCCAUCCUCUCCUCUUUUCCCCCAUGAUCACUCACCCCACUGAUAGCCUCUUCAUCUGAUGAAGUUUGAGAAAUUAUGGUUUUCUUUUAUUCUAAGAUUAAUAGUUACAUACUCAUAUUUUAAUUUCCCUCUCUCCCUAUUUUUUUUUAAUUUUACUGCCUUUUGCGUGUCAUGCCUACCCCCAUCUACCCUCAGACACCACCCCAAUCCUCUACACUGACCCCUUGCUCAGGAUCAGUCCUGGGAAUGGCCUGCUCUGAACAUUGUGGUGUGCUGAGAACAGCAUGGAGUAAUGUGGAUGAGGCCUGGGGAAGCCCAGUCGGGGUCCUACACACCUGAGCUCUUGUCAAAUAUCUUUCUAAGUGCAAAACGGUUCAGUGCUUUCAACUUGUUAAUAUGAUGUUAAUUUCCCUGUUUGUAGCCACUAAUGAGAGGGGACCAGGUGGGAUGAAGCAGGUAAUAGUGGUGGAGGACAAAAAUUAAAUGGAGAGACAGGCGCCAUUGGGCUGGCCCUCCCCCCUCCACGUGCCAGAGAAGUUCUCCACACUGAUUGUUUAGAACAUUGAGUCACAUAUUAGCUUUUAUGUACGCUGUAAAUGUAAGCAUAAACCUGUCAAAUCUGCUACAAAUGUGGGCUUCCUGACAGCUACAUCCCACCAGUCCGCUCUCAGGAGGUUUUUGAAAAAGGGGCGUACCCUUGCCUCAAGAUCUGCUUCUGUUGGUUCCCCUCUCCUGCCUGUAACUUGUUGCCAGGUCCCCCAAAGUUUUGCGGCUCAGUAUGAUGUCACUCCAUUAAGUGGCUGCUGCAUGUACUGCUCUAAGGAAACACAUACUAUAUAGAGAAAUAUAUAUAAAUAGAUAGAUGGCUAUGAUUUUAUUAUUUUGUAUUAUCAUUUCUUCUUCAUUCGCACAGGAGAUAUUUGUUUGUACUUCUGUCUCUGCCAAACAUCUACGUACUACAAUCCUCAUGCUCCACAGAUGUUGUAUGGCAUCCACUAAACCUCUUUAGAUAUUUGUAAAUGCUAUAGUGUGAUACCUUUCAGCGCAAGUUUGUCACUUUUCUUUUACCAACUAUGAUUUUUGUUUUUGAGAAUAAGCAAGUAAGAAAAAAAAAAUUAAAAAAAAAAAAAAAUCAUUCUGUGUCUGGCUUUGACAUGACGAUCUAACUAAAACUGUAAUAUUGUAACUGAAAUAUGUAUGAUUCUACGAUGAGCUUUCACUUCCCUUUCACUCUUAAAAAAAAAAGAAAAAUGACUGAAAAAAAUAGUCCAGUGUAAAAAAACAGUAUAUGUAGUAUCUUCUUGUGUUUAGUGAGCAUUCAUGCUGUCAUUUUUUCCCAAUGUAUGGUGGUGAACUAUGGUGGCACUGUGCUGUCCUAAAUGGAUCAGCCCAGAUCUGUUGUUAAACCCUUUUUUGUACACCCACUCAUCAAUUGUAACAGUGAAGUAGUGGAUUUCAUUUAUUUCAUUUAUUUUCUGACUUUUUAUUAUUUUACCCAAAUGGAUACAGUGGUAAAGUGUUUUGUUUAUAAAUCACUAAUAAAGUUUUCUUUCUUAAAAACAAAAUCUGAA
Solea solea (common sole) is the source of this 6926-nucleotide messenger RNA. RefSeq names its product protocadherin alpha-C2-like. The record is from RefSeq and is a predicted model, not a curated record. Gene Ontology annotation, biological process: homophilic cell-cell adhesion. The transcript has 5 exons. Gene Ontology annotation, cellular component: plasma membrane. Gene Ontology annotation, molecular function: calcium ion binding. The coding region runs from base 1001 to 4087 and encodes 1028 amino acids. NCBI's taxonomy places the organism in Eukaryota, Metazoa, Chordata, Actinopteri, Pleuronectiformes, Soleidae.